AGCAGGCGUGAUUCAAGACACCCACAACCUCCAUCAAAAAGACGGCAUGAAAGUUACCGUGGGCUUCCUGCUGGUGCUCUGUCACCUGGCCGCCACUCGAGCCUGGACCUGCAAGGAAGCUCCCAGACUGUCCAGCGCUCGCCAGAUCGCGGCGGGCCAUGGUCAGGUUUUGGCCAGGAGCAGCUACAACCGAGUCUACUUCCUGAGCGGGACCUCCUGGUACAGGCUGGGCUCCGUGUCCCUCAAGGACGUCUCGGUGGGACCUUCUGGGAUCUGGGGCGUGGACUACACCAACAAGGUCUACAAGUUCAUAGCGGGCGAAUUUCGUCCGUCCUCAGGAUCAUUGCUGCAACAGGUGGAUGCUGGAGGUAACGGUCAGGUGGUCGGGGUGACUCCCUCCACCAACCUCACCUACUGCCUGAGGAGCAACUACGCCUCGGCCUUUAAGGGAGUAGGCUCACUGAGCUGGACCUACCUGGGCCGGGCGAUGAAGUCCUACAGCUGCGGACCCCUCUACGGAUGCUGGGGGGUGGACCAGAGUAACCGCUUGUACGUCUCGCAGGUGUCGCCGACCACAUGUUCCAGCAGCGGGUGGACACUGGUAUCGACAUCGAUGAGCAUGAUCGACGUGAGCGCCGAUGGGAGUGUUUUUGCAGUGAGCACCAGCGGUCUGGUCUACCAAAGGACUGGCAUCAGCAGAAGUCGCCCGCAAGGCGUGGGCUGGUCGUCUGUUCCAAUGUGCAUGGCCAUCACCUCCGUCAGCUACGACCUGGGACAACUCUGGGCCUUGACCAGUUCUGGGUUGCUCAUGCAGUGCACCCAUUAAGAUCAUCCUUUGGAUUUGGAUUGACCAACAUGUACUCAACUCUUUCCAGUUCUCGCAUCAACGACAAUAAACAGCAUGAUUAUAUAAAUCUA
Molecule: messenger RNA, 918 nt
Organism: Entelurus aequoreus (snake pipefish)
Lineage: Eukaryota; Metazoa; Chordata; Actinopteri; Syngnathiformes; Syngnathidae
Product: fish-egg lectin-like
Exons: 5
Coding region: 47-826 (259 amino acids)
Source: RefSeq, a predicted model, not a curated record